AUGUCGUUUUCUCGGCAUUGGUUUGCGAUGUGUGUUUUGGUCCUGAGUAUUGUUGGCGGUUCAUGGACGCUUGAUGACGGCAGAGCGAACGAGCUUGACGAGGAUCCACAAAUGAUUCGAUUAAAGAGCUAUCUCGAAAGAAACGGCUACAUGACGCAGUCCGUUUUGGGAACACCUGAAGAUUACGACGCCCAGCAGAACCUGGCCGAAGCAAUUGCAGACCUGCAGAACAUGCUUGGGCUGGACCCUACUGGCGAGGUUGAUGAGAUGUUGAUGGCGGCCAUUGAUAUGCCUCGAUGUGGAAUGCCAGACAACGUCCCGGAAGACUACCGCGUCUCUUCAGUCAAGUACGGAUCACCAGAGCUUACGUACCGUAUCGACAGCUUCACUCCAGACAUGGCACAAGAAGAUGUACGGAUGAUUCUAAGGAGUGCUUUACAGGUAUGGUCUGACGUCUCCCAGCUUACCUUCACCGAGGUAUUCGGCCUGGCACGGGCAGAUAUAGCCAUCUCAUUCGCGGCAGGACAACACGGGGACGUGGCCAGUUUUGACGGCCCAGGCGGCGUUCUGGCGCACGCCUUCUUGCCACGGAACAGCAACACACACUUUGACGAGGAUGAAAGAUGGACCAUGGGAACACCUGCAGGAAUAAACUUGUUUCAGGUCGCUGCUCACGAGUUCGGCCACGCCCUUGGACUGUACCAUUCGACUGACCUCUCAGCACUCAUGUAUCCUUACUACCGCGGGUACCAGGCUAAUUUUCAACUCGGUGAAGAUGACAUUGAAGGGAUCCAGAGUCUUUAUGGAGCGAAACAGACACCUGGUGGUGGUGGCAACGGCGGCGGGGACGGUGGAAAUGGUGUGACAACACAAGGCACACUAACGACCCAAGGCGCACUAACAACAUCAGGAGCAGUGACUUCACAAGCAGCAGUUACAACAAAAGCCGCAAUGACGACCCAGGGAGCUGUGACGACCCAAACUCCGCAGACUCCGACCAGCCAACCGCCACCUCCAUCCGGAGCCUGCCGUAGAAACGGUACUUUUGACGCCGUGGUCAACACGAAAGAUGGCCGCACGUUCGGUUUUAUCGGUGCAUUCGUCUGGCGUUUAGACGUCUACCCACGAACUUACUCAAGAAUCAGAGCCACCUGGCCAAGUCUGCCCAACAACAUCAAAUCUGCGAUCACGGAGGGAAACACUACUUAUAUUAUAAAGGGAUGCUAUGCCUGGCAGUACGAGGAUCAAGUCUACAUGGGUCGAGUUCACGUCAGAUCCAAGUGGCCAGCACUCCCUUGCAAUGUCAAUGCCGGUUACGUCUCACUAGACAGCUACACUUACUUCUACAAAGGUCAAUUUGUUUACCGUUACCGAGACAACAGCUUCAUGUUCCGGCGAAGAAUCCGCUCGCUGAACUACGGGGGUCUGCCAAGCCGCAACUUUCGGGUGACUGCCAUCAACCCCAACCUCAACGAAGACGGACAGGUCGUCAGUGCUUUCGUCUUCUCGGGGAAUAUCUACUACCUCUUCGACGAUGCCGAGAAGCGGUUCGUUUAUCCCGAUGACUACCCAAGACAUGUGGCGAAUUACAUUCUGCCCGCGUGCGGUAAUUUAUGAUGAUUGUAGACAUUUUAAUUGAUUUGUAAAGUUUGGAUUUGCAAAUUGUUUGCCAGUUUAGAUUUUAAGUUAAUGAUAAGUGCGGUUUUUUACUAACUGCAGCUGUGGAGGCAAAUGUUAAGGCUGGACCUAUAGGUUGUCUAAAACUCAUGAAAAUGCAAACAAUUAUUUCUAAUUUUGUAAUUGUAAAUGUCUUUCUCCUUUUUAAGUUAAUUAAGGCAUUACCUCCGAGACGUGAAAAUAAUUUCCAAUAGGCGGCAAAUGACGCAUUAUUUGGUGCCAUGGUAGCAAGGCAGGUCCUUGAGUUUUAACUGUAUACAUGUACAUCUAAUCGCAGUGAAUUAUUUUGUAUUUCAUGUCCAUUGUAAUGGACUCAUUUCAAAUUUGAAGAAUCAUUUCAAGUUUUCCCGUUUACAAACAAAGCGAGAUACAUGUAGAUUAUAGACUUGCGUCUUCUGGUAAUUUGGUUUUAA
Molecule: messenger RNA, 2090 nt
Organism: Asterias rubens (European starfish)
Lineage: Eukaryota; Metazoa; Echinodermata; Asteroidea; Forcipulatida; Asteriidae
Product: hatching enzyme-like
Exons: 10
Coding region: 1-1617 (538 amino acids)
Biological process (GO): collagen catabolic process; extracellular matrix organization; proteolysis
Cellular component (GO): extracellular matrix
Molecular function (GO): zinc ion binding; metalloendopeptidase activity
Source: RefSeq, a predicted model, not a curated record